Messenger RNA from Pocillopora verrucosa, 766 nucleotides. RefSeq lists its product as uncharacterized. Lineage: Eukaryota; Metazoa; Cnidaria; Anthozoa; Scleractinia; Pocilloporidae. The record is from RefSeq and is a predicted model, not a curated record.
UCCGAGUGCCAGCUGAGCGUUGCCUAGCAACAGGAAAGUCUUGAAGUCGACAGGACCUAGGAAUUUCAGAAAUGGCUGCAGAAUCAAUUGGUGGGUUGCUCUAUGGGUACAAAAAUUCCGCUAUAAUACAACCAGAAAGAAACGAUGUUGUGUGGGUAAACAAAAGACACGAUCCUCUGGACCUAAGAAGUAACGCUCCUGUUCAGCGGUCAAAAUUUAUCAGCGGACCUCCAGACAUGGCUGUCGACAAUCAUUGGAAACGCGAAACACAACCUUCGUUGAAGACUUUUUCACGGCAUCUUGAAGAAGAAAAGUGGUAUCCUUCUACUCAAGCAACUAGAUGUGAAGAGUGGUCCACACUGAGACAGAUGUUUCCUUCUAAAGGCGUUCCAGAUCGAGUUAUCUCUCCACGAUGGGGAACUGGCUUACCUCUUGCGCCGAGGUUUCACCCAAAAAAUCAACAGCGAUUUCCACAUAUAAACAGCCCUAUGACACGAUAUGUAGAUGACAUGCAUCUCACAAACAGGCUCUUCAAGCUACACUGAGGCAUAAGCUGAUUUACCUGUACUUGAAAACAGUUAAAAUGUUGGUGACUAGCUGUUCCUCUAGUAAAAAACAGUAUCUAAUGGCAAUGUCUGGAGUGACUGAAAUAAUUUACACAACUAACUUAUAACAAGAAAGUUUUAUUUGAUAUUUUUCAUUCCAUUGUUUGUAAUAGGCAUGUUUUUUCACACAAAAUGCAAUAAAAUACUAAAAAUCAAGUUCA